Zootermopsis nevadensis is the source of this 1013-nucleotide messenger RNA. It is a transcript of the gene Pex2, whose product is annotated as peroxisomal biogenesis factor 2. Gene Ontology annotation, cellular component: peroxisomal membrane. The record is from RefSeq and is a predicted model, not a curated record. NCBI's taxonomy places the organism in Eukaryota, Metazoa, Arthropoda, Insecta, Blattodea, Termopsidae. Gene Ontology annotation, biological process: protein import into peroxisome matrix. Gene Ontology annotation, molecular function: zinc ion binding.
GCAUUCACAGAUGAACUACAUGUGUAUUGAGCUUGCGUUGUGCAUGUGAUUAUGGGGAUCUGAAAGAAGUGAUGUGUGAUUACAUAUGCAUUCACUGUUAUAAACUGAGGUGAAAUAAGAAGGAAUAAAAUGACAUCGAAAGAAAGAUAUGUGCCAAGAGUUACACAAUUGGAUGCAGUAGAAUUAGAUAAAGAAAUUGUCAGCAUUCUAAAAAACCAAGUUAUAAAUGUUACUAAAUUUAUGACAAUUGGAUUUCUCAGUAGAUGGGAUCCAGAAGUUGAUGUAUUAUUGAGAUUAAUUAUUUGGAAGCUUUCUGUGAAUAAAAUAUGUGGUACCUUUGGUCAGCAGUUGUUGAGUGUCAGAUAUGGAAGAGAAUUUAACAAAAAUAAAGCAUACCUUCUUGCUGUUCUAACAAUUGGAUCUAAGUAUUUGAAGCAGCGUUCUCAUGAAAUAGCAAGUGCUACAAGAAAUCCUAGUAUGUCUGAGAAGGUAAAAUUACUGUUUCAGUGGGCAGAUAAAACUAUUCAAGUGGCAAGUUUGGUAAAUUUAUUGAUGUUUCUGUCAGAAGGCAAACACCCAACUUUAGCAGAUCGAAUUCUUGGACUUCAACCUGUUUCUUUAGCACCUUCAGGUCAGAGUCGUACUGUGGGUUAUAGUUAUAUGACACGAGAACUUCUGUGGCAUGGAUUCAUUGAGCUUCUUAUUUUUGCUGUGCCACUUGUCAAUUACCACGCUUUGAAACGAAGAGCAAGUAAUUUAUUUUUAUGGCGAAAGAAAGACAAUGACAAUAGAGGUGUAACUUUUACUAAAUGUGCAGAAUGUAAUGAGACACCAGUUCUUCCACAUCAUAUGGGAUGUAGUCAUAUAUUUUGCUUCUACUGCAUUAAGGCAAACCACCUUGCAGAUGAAAAGUAUGAAUGCCCACUUUGUGGAUUUACUGCUGAUGAUGCUACAUCUGUUAUACCUCUUCAUUUGUAAAACUGAGCAAUAAAUGGUGAUUGGUUGAGUACAUA